This is a messenger RNA of Musca vetustissima, 1629 nucleotides long. RefSeq names its product protein RFT1 homolog. Gene Ontology annotation, biological process: glycolipid translocation; dolichol-linked oligosaccharide biosynthetic process. The transcript has 7 exons. The record is from RefSeq and is a predicted model, not a curated record. Gene Ontology annotation, cellular component: endoplasmic reticulum membrane. Bases 1 to 1629 code for a protein of 542 amino acids. Lineage: Eukaryota; Metazoa; Arthropoda; Insecta; Diptera; Muscidae.
AUGGGAUUCCAAAUAUUCUGCCGCAUUUUGACAUUUGCUGUGAAUAUUUUUAUGAUACGCACCAUAGGUCGCGAUGUCUUGGGUAUUAUCAAUGUACGUCUUUUGCUGCUUGAAAGUACGGUGAUCUUUUUGUCCCGCGAAGCCAUAAAUCGAGCUGCACUGAGUGUCAGCUCCACCAAACAAUUGCAGAAAUGCUCGUGGGCCCAAUUAAUAAAUCAGCAGUGGCUUACGCUUCCAAUUUGUAUGUGCAUUUCAUUGGUCUGUGUUCAACUGUGGUUACAUGUAAUGUUACCUGUUGAAGAUGCGGUCUACCGCCAACAAUAUCAUUAUGCCUGUUACGUUGUGGCAUUAUCUUGUCUAUUGGAAUUUUGUGCCGAGGCGCCAUGUUUUGUGGGCCAAGUAUUUUGUUUUGUCAAACUAAAAGUUGUCAUAAGUACUCUACAGAUAUUGGUGCGUUCAAGUGUAUUUUUGUGUUUAGUUUUGGGUCUGGAUGGUACAAAAGCCAUAGAAUAUUUCGGCUAUGCCCAAUUGGCCAGUACGGCAACAAUAUUUGUUGGCUAUUAUGGAUUUUAUCAUUACUAUAUUGGACGUUUAAUGAAAUUUAGAGAAGAAAAUAAAAAGAAGGAUCAAGUUACAAAAUUUAAUGAGAAUAUGUAUGGAAAUAUGGAAGAUUUUCCAUUUAAAAGUGUUGUGGACUUUUUACCAGGUGUUAUGUUAAAGAAAAAUGAGGAGGUAUUGAACAAGGACUUGGUGAAGUUUACAAUGAGUUUUGCCAAACAGACCUUUGUCAAGCAAAUUCUCACCGAGGGGGAAAAAUAUGUAAUGUCACUAACACCGGGCCUAACAUUUAGUGAACAGGCCACAUAUGAUAUUGUAAACAAUUUGGGCAGUUUGGCUGCUCGAUUUAUUUUCCGACCAAUUGAGGAUAGUAGUUACUUUUAUUUUACCCAGACAAUAGCAAGAGAUGUUCAGCUAAAGGAUCAGGACAAGAAGAAAAUCUCAGAAGCAGCUCGCCUCUUGGAAAACUUAUUAUUGGCCAUAACAUCUAUUGGUUUGUUGGCUACCACAUUUGGUCAAAACUUUUCACAUUCCGUUUUAUAUUUAUAUGGAGGUCCUAAAUUUGUUUCCGAUGAUUUACCCGAAAAAUUAUUACGUUGUCAUUGCGUUGCCAUAUAUUUUCUGGCGAUUAAUGGUAUUACCGAAGGCUAUAUGUUUGCCACUAAUACUGGCAAACAAAUUGAUAAAUAUAACUAUGUAAUGGGUAUAUUUUCCAUUAUAUUUAUUGUUAUGUCUUUUGUGUUGACAAGAAUUUUUGGACCAGUUGGUUUUAUAAUUGCCAAUUGUAUUAAUAUGUUAUGUCGGAUAGUUAGCAGUUGUAAAUAUAUUUGGCAGCAAUACAAAACAUUGGACUAUAGGCCCUUAAAGGGUUUAAUACCGGGGAAAAUAUUUUCCAUUGGCCUGGUAAUUACCUAUGUUAUUUGUUAUUACACAAAGAAUAAUUUAUCAUUUAAAUUACAUUUAGGAACUGGUGUUCUAAGUGUAAUGUUUAUUUUAUUGUUGUGGAUUUUUGAAAACCAAAGUUUAGCUAAACAAGUCUGGCUGUAUAAACGAAAAAUAAAAGCAAAUUAA